Molecule: messenger RNA, 1701 nt
Organism: Stylonychia lemnae
Lineage: Eukaryota; Ciliophora; Spirotrichea; Sporadotrichida; Oxytrichidae
Source: the annotation of a GenBank genome assembly
AUGGUCAUGAAUGCUAUACAGCAGUAUGAGACUUUCUACAAUAUAGUAGUUUACUUGACAUCUUAAAAGAUCAAUCUACUGAUAUUCUUCAACUUCUUGAUGGUUGUUCUCAUCAACUUUGUCAAUCUACUUGUCUGGAUCUUCUUUGAUCAAAUUAGAACUAUUGAGUCAAAGUACAUUAUGGACAAGUCUCAAAAGAAGCUAUUUCACUUUAUUCUGUUAAUAUUGAUCUUGAGAGGCACAUUCGAUGUUUACAAGUUCAUCUCACUUUCAAUAUUGUUUGCAUUUUGGAUCAUGCAUUGGCUUGUUUACAAAAGAAGUGACUACCUUAUCAGCAGAGGCAGUAGAGGAAAAACUGAGCAUGUGAAGUUGCUAGUGCUCUACGGGAUUCUUGUGGUGAUUGAUUUCUUGGUAUCUUUUACUUUUUAUGAGAAAUUCCUAUACAAAGGAGAGAGAAUGAAUGAACUCUAUGUGAUCAUUGGAUUCGAGUUCUUCAGAUUAAUGCUCAAAUCAGUGGAGGAUAGCUUCAAGUAUAAUCUCAGCUUAGUUGAACUGUACUAUAAAGAGCAAUGGACUGAGAAGAGCUUCAUAUUCAACAUUAUCAGUUUUAUCUUUGACCUGAGUGCUUUACUUUUGAAUAUGGUAAGACAAAUCUAAUUUACAUCAUUAUUGCAGAAACUGUUUGCAUAUAUUGUGUCAAGAUAGCAAUUUCCUUUGUAUCUACUAGGUGAAAUAAUAGACAACUUUGUUAGAUUAGGAAAAUCUAUAUAAUUAUUCUAUCAAUCAAGAACACUUAUUAAUAAACUCAAGAAACUACCGAAUGUCUCAGCUGAAGAUUUAGUUGGAAUGGAUAAUACUUGCAUCAUUUGCCUUGAGGAAAUUAAGAAAGCAAAGAAGCUGAACUGUGGCCAUAUAUUCCAUCUAAACUGUCUGAGAAGAUGGCUAGAGUAGAAUGUAUAGUGUCCCACAUGUAGAUGCAAGAUUGAACUUGACACUGUAGCUUAAGCGCAAAACUAGUCUACGGAGAGAGAAAAUGGAUGGGUUUAAGCUUAGAGAGCUUAAAAUCUUAGGAGAAGGCGUAUUAGAAGAUAGAUUGAAGAAGAAACCAAGCUUGAUCAGUAACAGAUUGCUCCAACAGCAGGAGUUGAGAAUUAAGAGUAAGUGAAUCCUGAUAAUGUUGAAGAAGAAAAAAAGUAAGACGAUUCUCAAUCAACGCAAUAAAAGCAAUCAUAAGCUGAGGUUAGAGCAAAAAGGCUACAAAAACUGUAAAAUGAUCUGUCUGAAACAGAUAAGAUACUGUAAGAGAUAACAAAGGAAUUGAUUGAAGAAACUGGAAAACCAAUGAUUGACAAGGCAUCAAAAUAAAAGAUUAAAAAGGGCAUCGAAGGAAUCAAAGAAUUGUUUAAGAUUGAUGAGGAAGAGAUCCUGGACAUCAUUGAGGAACAAAAAAUGCAGAUGGGAGGUGAUUUAUUGGAUGAAGAUGUAGAAUCAUUUAAAAAAGUAAUAUUGAAUGAGAAAGGCAAUAACAAUGAUGAUUUGUUUGACGUCGAAGAAGAUGAUAACCAAAAGUCUAAAAGUAGUGGCAAAGAUGAACUAAGAUUUGCUAAGACUAUUAACAGCACACUGUUUGAAGAUCCAAAUCAAAAUUGGUUCAGUCCCCUAUGGUUUGCCAUGCAUUGCUCUUACAAGAAGAACACUUGA